AUGUCUGAAGAUUCAUUAAUUAAUGACGAACAAGAUUAUGAUGAAACAGUUCGACCAACAUCUUCAAUGGCAAUAGUUGAUACAAAUAUGAAUAGUAAAUUGAACUCAUUGUCCAAUGGAGCUCGAUCGAUUAAUCAUGACGAACAUAUUAAAUUAGUAAAACAAAAGAAAGAAGAAGUAGAUGAAUUGCGACUACAACGAUUCCAAGAGCAGCUGCGAAAGAAAGACCAAAAAUGGCAACAACACCAAUUAGUUAAAGUAAAAAAGUGGUUGCAAUUGCGUAAUCGUGAUACUGAUCAUCGAUCACAAGUUGAAGAAAGACGUAGAAAACGUGAAGAACAAUCAAAAGUUAAAAUUGAGGAAAUACUUCGUCGAGAACAAGAACGCGAACGAAAAGCUAAUUCACAAAUAAAAGUCAAUCGAAGGGAAAAUGCUACGCAUAGACCCGAUUCUAUUAUGAGUAUGUCCAUUGAUGUACAUUCAAGCCGACGAGCUAUUUCAGCACCACGUUUACGUUCAAAUCCACGAAAUAUGACAAAUCGACGAGGUCUAAACGAUUCUCCAGUUACAACAGUAUCUCAAGAUAAUGGUGAUAAUUCAUCUACUGUCAAUACUUCUCAUCAGCUUAAUCCGAUUGACGAACGACGCCGUCAUCAUCGAUCGCGUCAUUCCUAUGAUGCAACAAUAGAAAAUGAAGAUAAUUCUUUAUCAGGUACUCCUCGUACAGUGGCAUCUAGUCGAACACGACCGAUGCCAACAUCUUACACAUAUUGGUUGAAUACCGGUGACAAUAAUAAUAAUGUAAAUGCCAAUUUUAUGCGUUUGACUUAUGCGGCGACGUGUCGAUCACGUCUUAGUCGAAGUGUCGAACGAUGCCCUCGAGCUUGUAGAGUUCACGAUGAUGUUACAAGUAAUUCAACAACAACGACAAUCAAUGGUGAGUCACAACGUCGAGUACAAAGUAUUAAUCGGCAACAUUUAAAUGAGACUAUUAUUCGACUUUCGAAACCGAAAACUAUUCCAAAGGCUCAAUCCGUUCAAAGUGGUUCAACAACACCAACGAGCGGAUUAGCAUCAUCACAAUCCAGUCAUCAACUUCGUGUAUCUACUCCGCCUAUGAUUUCAAAUAAUCAUUUAACUCCAACAGCGUCUUCUUCUUCGAAAACUCGACGAACUAUUCCGCCACGUCCAGCUUCUGCUGCCUCUACUAUCACUCCAUCCAGUAAUGACUUUCGAGCUUCACCAACUGCUGAAGGAACAUCUGAACCUUCGUCAAAUCCAUCAUCUAGUAGACAAUCAUCACAUCGAAAUACUACUACUACUACUACUACUACUACUACUAUUAAUUCACACCCAAAACUUCCAUUACCACCUUCAUCUAAACCUCCAACAGCAUCUCGUUCGAAACCACCAACGCAACGUUCUCUAAUGACUGUAUCUCUUUCAUCGUCUUCAGCUUUAACUGCGACACCUGCAACUAACAAACAAAAUAUCCGUCGUAUUGGUGGGGUAUCACCAUCGCCAGCCAAACCAAAACCUAAAACAGAGACAAUAUCAUCCAUAGAAACAACAGAAACUGAAUCAAUUAUCAAAAAUGAUGAAGAUAAAAGUGUACCAAUCGAAGAACAUACUCUAGAAGAACAAGCAUCUAUUGUAGAGGAACCAAUUGGUUCUCUCGUUGAGCCCAUUAAUAUUGAUGCAGUCACCGAAAUUAUUAAUCCAACAGCGAAACGCGAACAACAAACUAACGAUGAACAAGAAUAUCAACGAAAAUUAAGUCAAAAAAUUCGCGAAGCACAACAACGUUUAGAAAUUGAACGACAACGUGAAGAAGAACGACAACGCCAAUUAGAAUUAGAAGAAUAUGAACGUGAACAAGAGCAGAUUCGUCUUGCUGAAGAACUACGUCGUGUCGAACAAGAACGUUUACAACGUGCUAUCGAAGAACGUGAACGUGAAAAUGAAUUGAAACGUCAAGAAGACCAACGUUUACAACAACAACGUGAAGAACUCGAAAGAAAACAAACCGAAGAAGCUGAACGUCUCAACCGGGAACGACAAGAACGAAUUAAAAAAGAAGAAGAAGAACGAAAUGAACGAAAAAGACGUCUUGAUUUAAUUAUGAGACGUACGCGACAAACUUCACCGAGUUUAAAAGUCAAUUUUCAACCUGAAAACAAUAUUAGUAACACUAAUAGCGAUGAAACAAACGGACAUGAUAAACAACAAUUACUUAUGUCUCAUUCCAUUUCUGAUAAUCGUCUUCCAACUUCAUUAUCGAAUGAAAAUUUUCUAAAUACGAACGAAUCCACAACACCAGACGCGUCGAAAUUUAAAUCUCCAUUAAUACAAAACCUUCUUAACAAAGCUCGAAAUACACAAUCCAUAGAUAAUCUCACACAAUCGAAUAUGACAACAUCACAAAUCAUGGAUGAAAGUAUGGUCGACGGAGAAACUGUAACUAUUCAAUCACCAAUGCAAAGUCACACAUCCGAUGAUGAUGAUGAUGAUGAUGAUGAUGAUCAACAAGACUCAGGAAUCAAUAAUACUACCAAUGGUCAUAGUGAUUCACCUUUGUCCUCAUCUACAAAUCUCAAUUCUUCUCAUGAUCGUCCAGUUGAAACAGCAGCUAAUUGUAAUUAA
Rotaria socialis is the source of this 2643-nucleotide messenger RNA. Lineage: Eukaryota; Metazoa; Rotifera; Eurotatoria; Philodinida; Philodinidae. The record is from the annotation of a GenBank genome assembly.